UAAGAUGAGAGGUUUUAUUUUUCACGAUGUAUAUGUGGAAGUGUCUGAAAAUGUAAAUGUAAAGUGCGCAUCUGUGAAGUGUGUGUGAUUCUCUGAGCUUUUGCGCGCGUCUGGUCGCAUCGGUCUGCUAAGUGCCGCCGUGUCGACUUAAAAACUCAUUUCCCACAAAAGGGGAAUCUAAUUAUUUUCUUUUCACUUACACAUUAUCCGCCAACAUCGCCUUAUUCGCACCCGGGUGUCAAGAAGCGCGCGCGUCCCUCAGUCUUCUGCGCAUGCGCGCGUCUCUCUUUGAACCUCGCGCUCGUAAAGUUCUCGGGGUAUAAAAGAGACGUUUGUCACACAGGAUAGAUAGAUGGAUAAGCUGAACGAAGACAUGGCUCGGAUCGAUGUCGAUGUGUACACGGCUAAAGUUUUGUCUCAUUGGGGUUGGAGCAGAGAAGAAGAGGACCGAGCGUUUGGCGACUCUUGCAGCGCGUCCUCGCCGGAGUCCGCGUGCUCGUCCCCGGACGCGCGCUCCAGCAAUAGCGGAGGAUGCGAGUCGCAACUGAAGCCCAAAGUGAAGAUGAGCGUGAAAAGGAGAAUGAAGGCUAGCGAACGGGAGAAGCUGCGCAUGCGCAGUCUGGCGGAGGCUCUUCACCAGCUCCGGGAUUACCUGCCGCCGGUGUACAGUAGGAGAGGACAACCGUUAACCAAGAUACAAACCCUCAAAUAUACCAUUCAGUACAUUAAAGAACUCUCCAGCAUCCUCGACCAGCAAUCUGCGCAUGCGCGGCGCUGACGGGACCAACGGUCGACGACGGCUCUCUCUGUGUUGUGUUUGAUCUGGUCAGUCGUCAAACACAUGAUCAGCGUUAAACCUCAGUGGUGCGGCUUGUAGUUUGUCAAGCAACAGCUUCAAAAUUGUUAGAUUUGAAGGAGCUUUUCACACAAACAAAAUGUGUCAUAUUACUGGACACUAGCCAGACCGAUAAACCAACAUAGACCGGAAGUUAACUUCGGGCCAGACGCGUAACCGUGGCAACGCGCGUGGGUUUGAUGAAACCGUCUUUAAAGAACCUUUUGUGCAAUGGAAAGAUUCUGGAUGUUAAUUUUUUCGUGGAAUCGCCCAGCUAUCAGGGAAUGUUCCCACAACUUUCACUUUUCACUGUUGAGAUGAUUUUCAUGAUGUUUUUUGACCUGAAUAACGUUCUCUUAAAGGGCCAGUGCACGCAAAAAUGAAAAUUCUUUAAUAUGUUAUUUGUAUUCGACGAAUGUUCUAAGAAUGUCUUAAGGGUUAUGAAAAUGUGAUUAUAACGUUUUUAAACUACGCAAUUGAAAACGUUUUAGAAAUUUUGCAAAUCAUGAAUCAAUCUUUCCAUAAUUUUUAUUUUUUUAUUUUUUUUAGAACAUACAUUUGUUAGCUGGUUAUGGAUGCCGAUACAGAAUCUUUAUUUUUUUGAUUUUAGGUUGCUUUUGUACAGAUUUUGUUUGUUUGCUUAUCCACUCAUGUUUUACUGAUGUAAAUAUUUCUUGCUGAUGCUUGAGUGGAAUAUUGAUGUCUAAUAGUAAAUAUAAAUUGCGGAAUAAACAUCUUGUUUGUGUUGAUGUAAACUGUUUUUUGUACUUCAUGUCAAGAUAAAAUUGGAU
Messenger RNA from Pimephales promelas (fathead minnow), 1626 nucleotides. RefSeq names its product mesogenin 1 (gene msgn1). Gene Ontology annotation, cellular component: nucleus. Lineage: Eukaryota; Metazoa; Chordata; Actinopteri; Cypriniformes; Leuciscidae. Gene Ontology annotation, molecular function: DNA-binding transcription factor activity, RNA polymerase II-specific; protein dimerization activity; RNA polymerase II cis-regulatory region sequence-specific DNA binding. Gene Ontology annotation, biological process: mesoderm formation; regulation of transcription by RNA polymerase II. The record is from RefSeq and is a predicted model, not a curated record.